CGCUUCUCAGCCAGCUCUGCAGCAAGGGGAAAAAGGAAAUAGUGAUCAAACAUACACUCGGCCUAAGAUAGAAAAAGAGAGAAGUGCAGAGAACAGGAUCCGUUUGCACGCCAUCCUUCUUGCCACCUCUUGCACCACUAGAUGGGUCCUUGAGACAAACUUCAGCGAACCGAGAAUAUUGCUCCCUUGUUUUGGAUUGUAGCGUGGAUUCCAAACACCUCUUGAAGCUUCUGGCUCAUGGACAUUUUCUGCUGAGUAAGUUUUCUAAAGAACUGCUGCAAAAGUUGAACAUCCCUGUGUGCAGCGCUUUCUGCUGAGACAGCCUAGUAGUAGUACUGAAAGAGAAAUGGUUGUCUUUUUUUUUUGUAAAUGCAAAAGAGCUUUACAGAAUCAAUAGCUGUCUUAAAAUAGGAGCCGUGUCUUAAGGAUUUGUUAUUUUCUCUCUUAGGAUGUGAUGAUUUAAGGACUAAGUGGGUUGAUCAGAUAAUUUUAGAUCUGCAGCAUCUCAAGCAAUUUUUGCAGCAGUAGUGCAAUUACGGAGAGACACAUCCUUAGGGUAAAGCUGUCUUUUUGUAGGGACUUUGUGUCUAGAACUGUCUCGUUGCAUUUGUUGCUUUUUAUUUUUUGUAUUUCUAGAUAAACCAGACAAAUCAAUUGCAGCUCCAUGUUCCGCAUUUAUUACCCGCACAUUAAUGUUUUGCCCACUCUUGCUUGGCUGAAGUUCCAGUAAUGGUUGCAGAUUUAAGGGUCUAUCAUUUGGACUAUUGAUAAAGAGACUUUGAUCAAUAGCUUUCCAGUCUGCACUAAGACAAGAAGUGAUUUAGUACAUUGACAGCCACCCUGAUCUGGGAAUAAAGAACAUGACAGUAUAUUUCCUUUGGAUGCAUAUCACAGCAGAAGGACCCAUUUCCUAUAUACAGUGCAUAAAUGCAGUCCAUCCCACAAGCAGUAACCAGAAAUCACUUGUUAUGGAAGGAACCUUGGAGAUCUGGAUAUAAAGUAGAUAUCAGCUACUCCUGGGAGCUGCCCUAACAGCAGCAACAAUCAAUCAGGAGGUUUUAAGAAGUCAUUGCUUUCAAGUAAUUAAACUGACAGUGCCCAGCUUUGGGGCUCCCGUCAUGUUCGUUCUUUAAUGAAACAGAAAUCAAGCUGCUGCCUCCAUUGGUUUGUCUGAGGCUGAAUCCUGCCCCUCUGCUAGUAUAUCUGAUAGGAUUGUAUUGAUCAUCACAGUGUGGAAUAUUCAUUUAGGGCUGAGUGGUGGGACUUGUGGGCAAUCUGCUCUCUCCAGCUACAGGAUCACUUUAUCAAUGUGGGGAAUCCUGGAGGAUGCAUUCCCUCCCCUGCACAUCUGUACUGUAACCAUCAGCAUACACCAGCUGGUCUCUGUGCACCUCAACAGCAUACUGCACUGCAAGAAGGAAACCUCUAUAUGAGUCACAUUCCUACCAUGGAUCUUCUCAAGGCUGCUUUCAGUAUUAUGGUUAUCUGUUUCCAUUCCUCUACAGGGACAAGGCUGCAAAGUGGACAAAUUGUUUGCAAGCACGGGACACAGAAACCAUGUUAUAAAAUCAUUUAUUUCCAUGAUACUUCAAGAAGGUUAUCAUUUGAGGAAUCUCAGGAGGAAUGUAAGCGGGAUGGAGGUUACCUAAUGACUAUCAAAUCUGAAGCUGAGCAGAAGUUCAUACAGAACCUGAUUCAGAGCCUCACAGCCUCUGACGGAGACUUCUGGCUUGGUCUCAGAAGAACUGAAGAUGAGUCUCCAAGCUCCAGUGACUGCCAAACCCUGUACACUUGGAUUGAUGGCAGUAGACCCACAUUUUGGAACUGGUAUGUGGAUGAGCCUUCAUGUGGAAGUGAGGUGUGUGUGGUCAUGUACUACCAGCCACAUGCGCCCCCUGGUGUUGGUGGGAGGUACUUGUUUCAGUGGAAUGAUGACAGAUGCAACAUGAAGAACAACUUCAUAUGCAAAUAUUCAGAAGUAGAGAAACCAUCCGAUCGCCCUACUAGAAACUCUUCAUCUUCGUUUGUUGAUGUUGGAUCAGCUGCCACCACGGAACCAGAAGUGUCCAUAAAAAACACAAAUGAGACUGCCAAAGAAGCAGAAGAGACGUACCUACAUUUUAUUCUUAUUGCAACUAUCCCGUUGAUGACGCUCUUGUUGAUUUUUAUCGGAGUCCUGUGCUGCUGUAUCAUAGAGAGAAGGAGACAAGUGAGAAGUGAUGCCUCUGUUAAGGAACCCAGCUUCUGGAUGUCCCCUAAUAGACGGAACAGCCCAAAUCUGGAGAUUUACAAUGUCAUCAAGCGGCAGACAGAAGCCGAUUUAGCAGGGACAAGACCAAAUAUUCGCAAUACCUCCUUUCAGAUCGCUCCAGGGGAGACCUCACCUCCAGACAACCUCUCAGGAGAGUAUGAUAACAUGGGAAGGAACAUUUCGGAGAGUGGCUUCGUUACACUUGCCAGCACAGAGAGUGGAUUUGUGACUAAUGAACUAUAUGAGCUGUGUAACGACCGAUAUGGGAGAAGCACUGAGUCAGGCUGGGUAGAGAAUGAAAUCUAUGGCUACUAAAUAAUAAAUAAAAAAAACAAUGGGACAAAUACAUGAAGGUAGAAGAUGUAAUACAGUAAAUGUAGACAGUCUUCUUCCACAACAAUAACAAUAUACUGGCUGCCUAUGGUUAUACAGUUUUUCCAUGUCAUAAAACAUCACUGAAAUAUGCAUCACAAAUCUCUCUGCCCUUCCCAAUAUGGAUUUGCAAAAAAAUAAGUUUUUUUUUUUUUAAUUCAUAUGAAUUAUUUCUAAGUGGACGUCUCAUCUGCAAUUAGACAUUUCACCACUAGAUGCCACUGCAGAUAAAGGAACUGCAAGACUGUUUUUCCAAAUACUGUCUACAGCACUGUUCUUGUGCUUGGUUUUGCACGUCCUUCCCUUGGUGAACUGAACCAGUGGAACACGCUACCUCGAAUGAAGUCUCCAGACAUGCAAAAUAGCUCCUCAUGUCGCCUUAUUUCACUGCAUCUUGAUGCUAUCAAACAAUUAUGUACAUGUCAAAAUGUAUGCUGAAUCCAUGAAGUUUAUGUUUACAUUAUUAUUAAUGUCAUUCUCUUACAUAACGUAAAAUUAUUGUUAUACGUUAAAUAAGACCUUAUUGUAUAUUAAUAUGAUGAGAUAUUGGGUCUCGUGCUAAGCUUAACAUACGCUUCCAUCCUGGGCCAUCUUAAUGUAUAUAGCACACUGGACAGCAUGACAAUUCUAGGGGCCUUCGAGCGGGGGUGCAUGGUGGUCACACAAUCAGAGUGGCGAGGUAGCAUUCUCUACCAGACUGCAGCCAGGCAGUGAAUGUCUGUCAGCAUGCUGAUUGGUGGAUGGCUGGAGCUAUCCACCAAUCAAAGUGCUGACAGCCAUUCACUGUAUGGAAGCAUGAGGAGAGAUGGUUUAAAAUUACAGAAGUGCAUUGCUUUGUCCAGGGCCUACAAUGCUGUUACGACGGCUUCCAUGUGAGCACAUCUGAGUGCAUGUACAUUUCAAUUUAGUACAUUUCAAUUUACAUUAACGACCAAAGAAGCAUGACUGUGUUGUAAUG
Pseudophryne corroboree (corroboree frog) is the source of this 3581-nucleotide messenger RNA. RefSeq names its product layilin (gene LAYN). The record is from RefSeq and is a predicted model, not a curated record. Lineage: Eukaryota; Metazoa; Chordata; Amphibia; Anura; Myobatrachidae. The transcript is spliced from 7 exons. The coding region runs from base 1430 to 2566 and encodes 378 amino acids. Gene Ontology annotation, molecular function: hyaluronic acid binding.